This is a messenger RNA of Amaranthus tricolor (Joseph's coat), 2341 nucleotides long. Its product is annotated as bZIP transcription factor 17-like. The transcript is spliced from 2 exons. Gene Ontology annotation, molecular function: DNA-binding transcription factor activity. Lineage: Eukaryota; Viridiplantae; Streptophyta; Magnoliopsida; Caryophyllales; Amaranthaceae. Gene Ontology annotation, cellular component: endoplasmic reticulum membrane; nucleus. The record is from RefSeq and is a predicted model, not a curated record. The coding region runs from base 87 to 2207 and encodes 706 amino acids.
CUCAUUGUUUUGUUUGGACUUUAGAGUAACAAUUUUCCGUUCCUUAAAUUUCUUCUAAUUUUCUAUGUUCUCUUCAAACCUCAUCAAUGGAAGAAGAUCCAAUUGCCUUCGAUCCUAAACCCAACCCUAACCCUAACCCUAACCCUAACCCUAAUUUUAAUCCUCUUCUCACACCUCCAAUUGACGAAUUGCAUCUCUUAUCUAGCGAUUUCUUUCAGGAAAAUUUUGCAAUCACCGGCGAUGACUUCGCUUUCGACAUUGACUUCGACUUCGAUCUUGACGAUCUCUCUUUCGGCGACGACAUUCUCUUGGAUACAUCGCCUUUAGAAAACCAUAAUUCAGGUCUUUCUGAAGUUUUAGAGAAUCCCAAUUGCGGCGAUUCUGAUGAUAAUCCAGAUCUUAGGGUUUACGAUUGUUCGUCUUCGGAGGCUAAUCAAGGUCCAAUUUCAUCAGAAGAGUCGAAUAUUUUGGCGAAAUUGAGUUGUCCUUCGGAUUCUGGUAAUUCUGCGGGUUCGCAGUGUUUUCGUAAUUCUAAUGAUCAUGAUGUUUCUUCGAGUUCUUUUGUUGAUAAUAAUAAUAAUAAUUUAUCGCAAGAUAGGAAUAUUAAUGUGGAAGAAUUAGUUGGAAAGAGUAACAAUAGUAAUAAAAAAUGUGGAAUAUCUAAGAGAAAGAAAGAAUAUGAGCAUGAAAAUGAACAAGUUGAAGAUGGUAGAACUAAUAAGUUUAGGAAAUCAUCGUCAUCAAUGGUGGAAAAUGGAAGUAUUGAUGUGGGUGGUUAUGAUGAAGAUGAUAAGAGGCAAGCUAGGCUAAUGAGGAAUAGAGAAAGUGCACAUCUUUCUAGGCAGAGGAAAAAACAGUAUGUUGAGGAGCUUGAGGAGAAGGUUAGAUCAAUGAAUUCGAUGAUUACGGAUUUGAAUGGGAAGAUUUCGUUUAUGAUGGCUGAAAAUGCGAGUUUGAGGCAGCAAUUGGUUGGUGUUGGGGUUUGUCCGACCCCUCCACCGCCUCUGGGGAUGUAUCCCAUGCCUCCUAUGCCUUAUCCAUGGAUGCCUUAUACACCUUAUAUGGUUAAGCCUCAAGGAUCUCAUGUUCCGUUGGUUCCGAUACCUAGACUAAAUAAGCCUAAACAACCUGUUCCGGCUCCAAAGCUUAAUAAGAAAAAAUUGGAUGGGAAGAAAGGUGAGGGGAAGGCGAAGAAGGUGGCGAGUGUUAGCUUUUUGGGAUUGUUGUUUUUCAUGUUGCUCUUUGGAGGGCUUGUGCCUUUGGUCAAUUUUAAAUAUGGUGGAGUUGGAAAUGGGUUUAAUCAUGUACAAAAGGGAAGUGCUUUUAUGGUUGAUAAGCAUGUGGGGGUUUCAGAGGGUAGAGUUAGUAAUAGUCACGAGGGAGGAUUUCAGCAGUCAAAUAGUUUAGAGGGGUUUGGUCCAAAUGGUAAUUUGAGUGAGCAGCUGGUUGCGUCACUGUAUGUUCCGAGGAAUGAUAAGUUGGUGAAGAUUGAUGGGAACUUGAUUAUUCAUUCGGUUCUUUCCAGUGAGAAGGCUAUAGCGUUCAAAACGGUUGAGGGAGUUAGUCCUACUGAUGAAACAAGCCUGGCUAUCCAUGGUAGUUAUCCACCUUAUCCUACUCCUGGACCUGGGUGUGAUAAUUGGAGAUGCCCUCACCUAAACACAAAUCAAAAUGGAAGGCAACGGGCUCUUGGUUCUGGUUCUUAUGAGUUUACACCAGCUGAAUCUGAUGGCAAGCUUCAACAAUGGUUUCGUGAGGGACUUGCAGGGCCUAUGUUGAGUUCUGGAAUGUGCACUGAAGUCUUCCAAUUUGAUGUCUCACCCACCCCUGGAGCAAUAGUUCCAGCUUCAUCCAUUGUUGAUAUGACCUCAGAGCGCCACCAGAAUUCUACUCAUACUAGCAAAUCGAGGAAUAGAAGGAUUCUUCAUGAUCAUACUAUUCCCCUUGACGGCCAUAAACUAAACUCUACUGAAGAGCACGUGUCACAUGGACAGAAUGAUGGACUUCGGGGCAAUGUAUCUAGUAGGUCAAUGGUUGUUUCUGUUCUCAUUGAUCCCAGGGAAGCUGGUGAUGAUGGAGAAAGGGUGAUUGGAUCAAAGACCACGUCUCGGAUCUUUGUGGUGGUUCUAAUCGACAGCAUCAAGUACGUUACGUACUCUUGUAUGCUUCCUUUUUUAGGUUCAGGCAAUCAUCUGAUGACCACCUGAGCAAAUCGAGAUAAGAAUAGCAGAGUGAAAAUAUACAUUUCCUCCACAGUUUUGUACAGUUCUAAACUCUAAUAGUUAUGUACUAAAACUCUGUAAUUACACCAAGAAACAUCUGUAAAGUGAGUUCUUGUCUU